AAACUGAAAACGUGAAAACAUUUAAAACCAAGCUACACUCACUCACUACAUAUCCCGCGCCCUCAUCCCAUCUUUCCAUGUCCCAGAAGAACUCCCUUCUCUCUUGCCAAAACCCCAAUGGAUAACUCCAGACAACUGCCACUCAAGACAUGGAAGAAAGGCCCAACAAGAGGGAAGGGUGGCCCACAAAACGCCUCAUGUGAAUACAGGGGCGUCAGGCAGAGAACUUGGGGCAAAUGGGUGGCUGAGAUUAGAGAACCUAAGAAGAGAAGAAGGCUCUGGUUGGGCUCCUUUUCGACAGCCGAAGAAGCUGCCAUGGCCUAUGAUGAAGCUGCUAUAAAGCUGUAUGGGCCUGAAGCCUAUCUCAACCUACCCCACCUCCAUUUGAGCUUUGAUUCUCCAACUAAUCCGCAGAAGUUCCAAUGGUUUCCAUCCAGGAACUUCGUUUCGAUGUUUCCUUCAUAUGGGUUGCUUAAUCUGAAUGGACAACAUAAUGUUCAUGCCAUUCAUCAAAAGCUCCAAGAACUGAAGAACAGCAGUAGCCAGAACCAACCUCCUACCCAUGAGCGGAAAUCCCAAUUUUCAGAUGCAGAUGCAAAAGCCUAUUUAGAAAAUCCAGUAAUAAAAGAUGAAGAGGUGGAGUUUUCACCUGAAUAUCCAUUGGCAGGUCAGGAUGAGAGGCCUCAGAUCGAUCUAACAGAAUUUCUUCAGCAGUUGGGUCUACUGAGAGAAGAGAAUGGAUCCAAUAGCAGCGACGUGUUGCCAGCAGAAUCUUCACAGGAGAACGAUAGGGUGGUGGCGGAGAUUGUGGAUCUCGAUCAGCAAUCUUUUAACUGGGACACAUUGGUGGACAUGCAUGGUAUAGGAGACCAUCAAGGAGCUGAAGUUGGGAGCUUUCAGGUCGAUGAUAUACGUGAACUGAGCUUGCCUGCUUCUAUAUGGGAUCUCUGAAGUGUCAGUUAUGUUAGUACUUAGUAGGACUUGUUUUUGUUUUUGACAAUGGUUAGGACUCCUGCAGGAAAUAAGUAGGACUUUUUCUUCUCUUUUUUUCUUUUUUCGUUUUUUUGGCCAAGGGAUGGAUAGGACUCAUGCAGGAAAUAAAGUAAUAAUAUGAUGUGACAAAGAAGGCUUAGUUGGACAGUGAUAAAGGUUUUAUUUUCUUUUUUGUUUUCCGCUUUUCAACUAUCAUAUCAGUUUCCUACAGUAUUGGUUAUGUUGGAAGCAUCAAAUCAAAUUGAGACAUGUUGCAUGCCUUUCGAAUAAAAAAAAGGAUGUUCCAUGCAACAAAAGACAAUAUUCUGAGAAGAAGAAAGCUUAAUUGGGUAGGUAUACAAGCUCUUUUUCAGGUUGCCAGUUGGUAACUGUAGCUGGUCAUAGGUCAUAGGUUGCUUUUAGGGCACAUAUUCAUUCCUUCUCUUUUAACACGGGCGUACUCCAGUGGUA
Molecule: messenger RNA, 1443 nt
Organism: Magnolia sinica
Lineage: Eukaryota; Viridiplantae; Streptophyta; Magnoliopsida; Magnoliales; Magnoliaceae
Product: dehydration-responsive element-binding protein 2F-like
Exons: 1
Coding region: 118-951 (277 amino acids)
Biological process (GO): positive regulation of DNA-templated transcription; response to stress
Cellular component (GO): nucleus
Molecular function (GO): DNA-binding transcription factor activity; transcription cis-regulatory region binding
Source: RefSeq, a predicted model, not a curated record